Paramisgurnus dabryanus is the source of this 1427-nucleotide messenger RNA. RefSeq names its product C3a anaphylatoxin chemotactic receptor-like. The record is from RefSeq and is a predicted model, not a curated record. Gene Ontology annotation, cellular component: plasma membrane. NCBI's taxonomy places the organism in Eukaryota, Metazoa, Chordata, Actinopteri, Cypriniformes, Cobitidae. Gene Ontology annotation, molecular function: G protein-coupled receptor activity; complement receptor activity. Gene Ontology annotation, biological process: phospholipase C-activating G protein-coupled receptor signaling pathway; positive regulation of cytosolic calcium ion concentration; complement receptor mediated signaling pathway.
CUGAAGAUAUAAGGACAGAAAUAAGGAAAUAAAAAGAAUAUAACGUGGGCACAACUAUGGGACAUCAAAAUCUGACUGAACUCCAAACAAUGAAUUUAACCACACAGGAGAAAAGCUUUUUAAGCAUUGAAAUCUUCGAGAUAUGCAUAUAUUUUGUCAUCUUAGUUGUAGGUGUCAUUGGAAAUGGACUUGUCAUCUUUGUGACCGGCUAUAAAAUGAAGACGACAGUCAACUCCAUUUGGUUUCUCAACUUGGCAAUUGCAGACUUCCUUUUUAUUACACUCUUGGUUUACCCAAUUGUUGUUGCCUUUGAUAGAAGUAUAUUUUCGGACUUGAACAAACUCAUUAAUGCAUGUUUGACUUUUCUUUGUGCACUAAAUUUGUCUGCAAGUGUUUUCUCUCUGACAGUUAUCAGUGUGGAUCGAUGUCUGUGCACAUGGUUUAUUGUUUGGGUUCAGAACAAACGAACUUUAGUCAAAGCCAGAAUCAUCAGUGUAUUUGUUUGGAUUGUAUCUAUCUGCUACAGCAUCCCUUUUGGCUUUGUUAAGUAUGUGUAUGAAGCUGAAAAUUACAUCAAUGUCUAUCUGUUCACAUUGAUGUUUAUUUUGGGAUUUGUAAUUCCCUUUACAAUUAUUGCAUCUUCAUACAUAGCUAUUGCUGUGCGAGUAAAACAUCUCAAAACAGGAAAGCAGUUUCGGCCUUUCCGGAUCAUAUCUGUGAUUCUGGCUUUUUUCAUAUGCUGGUUUCCUUUCCAUGUUCAAAAACUGUGUUUCAUAAGUGCAGUGAAGUAUAACUGGAGUGACAGUGCUAGAGAAAAAAUUAAUGCUGCAUAUCCUUUUGUAAAGUGUCUUGUUUCUGUGAACAGUUGUCUGAACCCCAUUCUCUAUGUGUUUAUGUGUGAUGAGUAUAAGAAGAAACUUAAAAAGUCUCUCCUGCUGGUGUUUGAGGCGGCUUUUACUGAAGAACAUCUGAAUUUAAGAUCAACUUCACUUCCUCACAACUCUCAAUGCCAGCAGGUACUAAAUGUACAGAAUGACGAAACAAGCAUCUGAUCCUUUGCUGGCAACAGGAGAACAGCACCAUUUUUAGCGUCAGUCUUUAGAUGAUUGGAGAUAUACAUUUAUAAUUUGGAAAAUUAAAAUUUCUCAAGUACUCCUCCAUUCUCCUGUGUUCAGACGAACAAAAAGUCUCAGUCCAAACUCUUGACAACAGCUCAAUGUAUCGAUGAAGAGGAAGUGAUAAGCCAGCAGAAAUAGACAAAUAAUCACAAUAAAGAGACUAAAGUGAAAAAAAACCUACAGGGCAUAAACACACAUGCUCCUCUCAUCCAUGAAGGCAGUAAAUAUGUUUGCAAGCAUUUUAUUUAUGACCAUCAUUAGACAGUUAUUAGUUAGUUGACAGUGUGAUUGUGUGGGUUCAGAAUUAAC